Molecule: messenger RNA, 324 nt
Organism: Physella acuta
Lineage: Eukaryota; Metazoa; Mollusca; Gastropoda; Physidae
Source: RefSeq, a predicted model, not a curated record
AUGGCAAAACCACCUAUGGUCAAACCAUCUAUGGUCAAACCACCUAUGGAUAAACCAUCUAUGGUCAAACCAUCUAUGGUCAAACCACCUAUGGAUAAACCAGGUAUGGUCAAAUCACCUAUGGUCAAAUCCCCUAUGGUCAAACCAUCUAUGGUCAAACUCCCUAUGGUCAAACUCCCUAUGGUCAAACCAUCUAUGGUCAAACUCCCUAUGGUCAAACCACCUAUGGAUAAACCAGGCAUGGUCAAAUCACCUAUGGUCAAAACCCCUAUGGUCAAACCACCGAUUGUCAAACCACCAGUGGUCAAAUCACCUGUGGUCUAA